CAGCCUUCAACCAUCAACCAUCAGCCCUCACUCCUGUUGUCUGCCUUCUUCAUCUUGCUUCCCAGUAGUGAUACCCAAAGAUUGAUCCAAACUGUUGGCAUUGCCUCCAUCUAAGCCUUACGACUGAUCACUUCAUUUCUUUUCUCCCCAAGUUAACGAGACAACCUCCCCCGCCAUGAACCGCGCUCUAUCCAUCCGCUCCCGCAAGAAGGAUGACCACGCGAAAGAGGCUCCCAAGCACACCUUUUCCAUUUCCACGCUGCGCGGCAUCCAACAGGCGGAGCUUUCCAAGAAGCUGUACAAGCUGAUCAAGACUGAGAACCAUGCCAUCGGCGCCUACGAGACCGCCGGCCGCGAACGUCUCUCGAUCGCCUCUCAACUCUCCGACUGGGGUGAGUCCACCGGCGACGAUGCGGUGUCGGAUCUGUCGGACAAGAUUGGCGUUAUCUUGUCGGAGAUUGGAGAACAGGAAGAUCUGUUCGCGCAAAACCUGGAAGACUAUCGGGCCAUCCUGAAGCAGAUCAGAAACAUCGAGGCCAGCGUACAGCCCAGCCGAGACCAGAAGGCCAAGAUUGCCGAUGAGAUCCAGAAGCUCAAAUACAAAGAACCCUCCAGCCCCAAACUUGUCACACUUGAGCAAGAACUCGUGCGAGCCGAGGCUCAAAACUUGGUCGCCGAGGCCCAACUCACCAACACGACCCGCCAGAAACUCAAGGAAGCAUUCGACGUGCACUUUGCAGCCACCAUCGAGCGAGCCGAGAAACAAAUCAUCCUGUCCAGAUAUGGCCGCCGCCUGUUGAACCUGCUUGACGAUACUCCUGUGGUGCCCGGAGACGUUCGCCAGCCAUUUGACCAGGCCGGUGAAGCCAGACAGAUCUUGGCCGAUGCCGAACAGGAACUUCUCUCAUGGCAACCUAACUUGGAGCCUAUCCAUUCCAGCGCAGGAAGUCUCGGUGCCAACUUGAUGCCUACAGAGCAGCGUGCGAGCGCAAACACAGGCGUGAGCACGGGCGCAGAAACUACGGGAGCAGGUUCGGGUGCCGGUACUCAGACCCAUUCUGAAGUGACUGAGCCACUGGCGCCGCCUCCUCCAACAGACAAGCCCGCGGCCGAAGCCCAGGGCACCCACUUGGAGCAAGCGACCGCCUAGAGGGUGGAGGCAUGGAAUGCUGAGCAGCGGCUGGAAAGGCAGAGGAAAUGGGAGCGACAACGAGAACGGCGCAAGGAUCCAGAAUGCGAGAAAGAAAGAAUCGAGCGAUAAGAGCCUAAUGUAGGAUCCCUACCUACGUGGGUAGGGCUCUUGCAGGGGGCAAGGGUGGAUACCGAUCGCAGUCUAGAGUGUAGGAUUCACGUUUUCGCCGUGUUUCGGCUGAAUUUCUUGUUUCCUCUGUCUGGUUGAGGUGGGAUAGUCGAGGGUGUUAAUGGUCAACCACGUAGCGACGACGAGGAGGAGCAGGAUACCUAUCACCGUUUCGUUUGAGUCUUUCCGUGGUUUGAUACGCAAGAUUUAGUUGUAUUUGAUAUGCAGUCACUAGACACCCAACCUCAUGACCAUUUCAUGUAUGGCUAUAACUAGUAGACAGUCUCUGCAAUUCGAAUUCUAAACCUCA
Exophiala dermatitidis NIH/UT8656 is the source of this 1610-nucleotide messenger RNA. RefSeq lists its product as uncharacterized. Gene Ontology annotation, molecular function: lipid binding. The transcript has 2 exons. The record is from RefSeq and is a predicted model, not a curated record. Gene Ontology annotation, cellular component: plasma membrane; eisosome filament. Lineage: Eukaryota; Fungi; Ascomycota; Eurotiomycetes; Chaetothyriales; Herpotrichiellaceae. Gene Ontology annotation, biological process: eisosome assembly; negative regulation of protein kinase activity; endocytosis. The coding region runs from base 176 to 1150 and encodes 324 amino acids.